Aspergillus tanneri is the source of this 450-nucleotide messenger RNA. RefSeq lists its product as uncharacterized. The transcript has a single exon. NCBI's taxonomy places the organism in Eukaryota, Fungi, Ascomycota, Eurotiomycetes, Eurotiales, Aspergillaceae. The record is from RefSeq and is a predicted model, not a curated record. Bases 1 to 450 code for a protein of 149 amino acids.
AUGGUUCAUAUCCCAUCAAAGGAUGCGCCUCUCGAAAGGCUAGAUGUCUGGUCCGGAAUUCUCCACGGCGUGAACAAUAAGGAUUAUACAGUGCUGCGAGGGAUAGAAGUCAAACCUCAAGGUGGAACCCCGGAACGGGCGGGAUAUUGUCCGCCCCCAGAUAAACUAGGCCAGCGCGUUCUACACGAGACCUUUUACUUUCCAAGCAACAAAAAACUCGAUUGGAUGGAUGUAUAUUCUGGUGAUCAACCGGGCGCAUGCGUGGACUCGCUCCGAUUCCAUGUGAAAGAUAAAGACGACUAUUUUGCCGCUGGAGGUGCUUCGGGUAACCAACACGUUAUUAUCACUGAUCACGGUCUCCAUGAACUGGUGGGUUUUGAUGUAACUGCGGAGACCAGGGCCGGCGAUCCAAACCCAUAUAUUACUCAACUUAGUCCACACUUAAAGUAA